CCAACUGUAAUGUGAAGCGUUGGCGUUAGCUGUAGCUUGUUAACUUCAGUGCAUUUCUAACGAUCGGCAUCUACUGUGUUAAAGUUAGAUCGUACAGACAAGAAAAACAUGGUGUCUACAUUUAAUAUGAAACCGUGGAUACUACUAUAUUUAUUCAUAUCGUUUAACCGACGUGUUAUUGCAAUGGACAAACAAAUGGAGGAACCAUUAUGUACAUCUAGAUUCGACUACGAAUAUAAAAUGUUACAUAAAAUGGUAAUGUUGGAAAUCGAACAAAACAAAAUAAAGGAAUUGACUGAGAAAGUUAUUAAACUAACAAACACAUUGAAAGAGGAGAGCCUUCAUACUCGAGCAAUAGUAGACCGUGUAGAAAAAAGGAUAAAAGAGAUAGACGCGACAAAGUCGUACAGUGGGGCAGGAAACACAUACGUCCGCUGGGGAAGAACAGAAUGUCCCGGAAAUGGAACAGAAAUGGUGUACAAGGGAUAUGCAGGUGGUGGACAUUAUGAUAAAAGAGGUGCCGCAAGCAAUUAUUUAUGUUUACCCGAGGAACCAGUGUGGGGUGUUUAUGAAGAUUCAGAGCAGGUAUCUGGAACCGUCUAUGGAGCAGAGUAUGAACUCAAAGAAAGACAUAUGGAUAAGUUCUUUGGAAAGACCUUGCUCGACAACGAUGUGCCAUGCUGUGUCUGUAGGACAAACCGACCAAGUGUUAUAAUGUUACCGGGUCGAAACAUCUGUUAUGACGGAUGGACAUUGGAAUAUAGCGGGUAUCUCACCAGUGGACAUGAAAACCAUCAGGCAACAACCGAAUUUGUUUGUUUAGACGGCGAGCCGGGAUUUAUUGGCGGAGGACCAUCUAAUGCCAAUGGAAAGUUGUUCUAUUUUGUUGAGGCACGCUGUGGGUCAUUGCGAUGUCCACCUUACGUGAACGGACGGGAACUAACAUGUGCUGUUUGUUCAAAAUAAACGUUUAAGAAAGAUUCCAUAUAGUGAAUUUAAAGACAUUUCAGAAAGAUUCAACAGUGCAUUUUUGUUCUCGUGUUUAAUUUUGUUUUACUACACUAUUGCUUUAACCCAGUUAUAAACUAUAUCUGUAUUAAAGACAUUAAUUUUAAGAGGAUAUAACUACAAAUUAAACUUAAAAACUAUAUUUAACUAAGUCACUCCCAUGGGCUAAGUUGUUCGAAACUUAACCGGCUGUUAAACUAACGGCCGGUUAAAUUUUGAUUCAAAAUACUUUUCUUGGUCGGAAACAUUAGUAAUCUAUGGCGUUUUGAUUUUAUUGUAAAGAUGCUUUUAGUGUUGAUUAUUCUUAACCCAUUCAUUUGUUUUUAAGGCUUCUGAAAUGUCGAAAAAUAACGUUGAAAGAAUAUCGUAAGACUAAUCGCCAGAGAAAGUUUCGAACAACUGAGCCCUGGUAUUGUGAAGAUGAUAUAAUUGGAAGUCGUUUAAACGGUAUUUUCCUAUUUUUAGGUGUAGUUAAAGGGGUUAAGCUAUAGAAAAGUUGCUGAAAAGUCGUUAAAGUGUUUUCUAUUUUAGCUCGGACGGCUCCUAGAUGAAGGCAAACGAUACAAACAAAAUUGAGAGAUGUCCAUACAAGAAUGGUACAGACCAAGUUUUGUGUAAUCCUGUUAGGAUCAAAGGAGAAGAUGUUUAUAUAAUUUUAUAUUUUCUGCCCCGGCGGGCCUAAAAAGGGGUCAAGCAGACCGUUUUGGAAAUCUUUGAAGACGUUCAUACAACUUAUACACUGAGAACACUAGAACUACGAGAAAUUAUAUACCUAUAUAAAUUCUGUAAAACAAA
This is a messenger RNA of Mercenaria mercenaria, 1803 nucleotides long. RefSeq lists its product as uncharacterized. The transcript has 2 exons. The record is from RefSeq and is a predicted model, not a curated record. Bases 109 to 966 code for a protein of 285 amino acids. Lineage: Eukaryota; Metazoa; Mollusca; Bivalvia; Venerida; Veneridae.